Messenger RNA from Cololabis saira (Pacific saury), 1635 nucleotides. It is a transcript of the gene cfap210, whose product is annotated as cilia and flagella associated protein 210. The transcript has 9 exons. Lineage: Eukaryota; Metazoa; Chordata; Actinopteri; Beloniformes; Belonidae. The record is from RefSeq and is a predicted model, not a curated record. Bases 1 to 1635 code for a protein of 544 amino acids.
AUGGCGUCGGUGGUUCAGUACGGUCGUCGGAGAGGAUUCAGUAAAAGUGAGGAAGCCAGUAAGAUAAUGCAGCUUCCAAAUCUUCAACAAGUCACUUUUUUAAGGACGGCUGAAUGGCUCCGGAUUCAUGAUGAAAUGGACGGCGUGAAUAAAGACACGCAGCGUACGAGAGAGGCAGCCAGACAGAGGGAAGCCCUGCAUCUGCAGUCACAGGAGAUGGUGAAACUGUGGCCCAAUACCAUCGCUGGCCAGAGACAAAGAAAGCUGGAGGCUAAAAAAAUCCGAGAGCAGAUUGAGGAGGAGAAAAGGAAACAGAUUGAUAGAGAAGAGGCCGAAUACAGGGAACAAAAGCGAAAAGAGGCAGUUGAAAAAGCCAAAAAUCCGCUGUACCAUCAAAGCGACCGGGUCAAAGGUCUAAAUCGUGCACUCCAGCUGACAGAGGUGCUGAAGGAGAGGGAGGCUCAGAUUGAACUGAAGCAAAGAAGAAAAAGUGCCACUAAAGAUGUGGAAAAGGAGUUUGUGGAGAUGGCAAAGACCAGAGAGGAUGAAACUUUGAAACAGGAGCAACAGAAGGCCCUUAGGAGGAGGCUUGAGAAGCAGACUGUUGCAGAAGACCUGAAAAAACAGAUGAAGGAAAAUGAGGUGGCCAGAGAAAAACAGAAGCUGGAAACCCAAAGGGACCGAGAGGAAAUCGAGCGUCUUUUAAAGGUCUAUCAGGUGGAGCAAAGAGUGGAGUCAGAACAGCAAGAAAACCAGAAGAGAAACCUCAUGGAAGCUCACCUGGAGCAUGUCACCAACAGAGACCUUACAAGAGCUAUUGAUACACAAAAACAGGAGGCCGAGGAGCAGCAAAGGAAACUUUAUCUCUCUGCCAAACAAAAAAUUACCAAAUUACGGAAAGAAAAAGAAGAAGAUUCAUUUAGAGAGGCUCAACUGCGCAGAGAAAGGAUCCUGGACAAGCUGACAGCCAAAGAGCAGGAAGAAAAAGCCAGUGAGGAGCAGAGGAUUGCUAAAGCUGUAGCUGAGCGGGAUGCAAGACAAGCCCAGCUGCAGCUAGAAGAGGAGGAGAGGAAGGCUGCUAUGUUGGAGUCCAUAGCUGCACACAGAGAACUCAUGAAACAACAGAAGGAGCAGAAGGACAAAGCAGCGGAGCAGGACAUGCGAGAUGCUCUGCAGGCAAAGAAGGAGGCUGACAGAAUAUUUUCUAAGAAACAACAACUGAAGGCAAAGGAAGCCAGAGACUACGAAAGGAACCUGAAAGACUUUAAUGCUGCACAAAUGGUAGAAAAAAGAGUGGCACAUCAGCGACUGAUGGAUGAGGAGCUCGAGUUGGAGGCGAAGAACGCAGAACUCAUUUUUGAAGAGGAGAACGAGUUUCAGCAGUAUUCAAGGAACAUCAUCAAUGCUGCGGCAGAGGCUAAGAGAGAUGUUUUUCCUCUUUACAAAGCUGCCAGAGAAGGGUUCGGAGGUGGGCACGGCCCUGUUUUUAGCGGCGUCAGGCCCAGUUAUCUUGCUCAGGACUAUACUGGUGCUCAGAUGCCCAAAUACGUUUCCAGCACCACCGAAAAUAUUAAAAAGCUCCACAAGGUUGGAAAUUUUCAGGAGGCAAAAAGGAGACUUGGAUUCACGUGGUGA